Linum trigynum is the source of this 342-nucleotide messenger RNA. The record is from the annotation of a GenBank genome assembly. NCBI's taxonomy places the organism in Eukaryota, Viridiplantae, Streptophyta, Magnoliopsida, Malpighiales, Linaceae.
AUGGCUCGAUGCAACAGGGGAGAGGCAGAAUGUCGAUGCAACAGGGGAGAGGCAGAGAGUCGAUGCAGGGGAGAGGCAGCAGCAGUGGGAGAAGGUGACUGCAGGGGAGAACGGAGACCUCAUCGGCUGGCCGUUGCGCUCGCCGACAGGAAUGGGGAACGAGCUGCCGCCGCCGCUGACGACGAUGGCGACAGGCGACAAGGGAGUGGCGUCGAGGGAUGGCGACGGCCGAUGGCGUCGAGCGAUGGCAAACGGCGACGGGGACCCGCGACGGUGAACGGCGACUGCGGAGUGCGAGGCUCUUCUUCGUGUCUGGCUGCUGCGCGAAGGGGGAAGAAAUGA